Messenger RNA from Colossoma macropomum (tambaqui), 2404 nucleotides. RefSeq names its product prolyl 4-hydroxylase, alpha polypeptide III (gene p4ha3). The transcript is spliced from 13 exons. Gene Ontology annotation, molecular function: procollagen-proline 4-dioxygenase activity; protein binding; iron ion binding. Gene Ontology annotation, biological process: peptidyl-proline hydroxylation to 4-hydroxy-L-proline. The record is from RefSeq and is a predicted model, not a curated record. Bases 291 to 1922 code for a protein of 543 amino acids. Gene Ontology annotation, cellular component: endoplasmic reticulum. Lineage: Eukaryota; Metazoa; Chordata; Actinopteri; Characiformes; Serrasalmidae.
GCGGAAGACAAAUUGUCAGUAAAUGCAUUUCACGCUUGUUUCAGAGGUUUUUGUGUGUUUUUAUCCCUCAGAGACGCAUUGUGAGCUAGACCCCUGUCUUUCUUGAAGGCUGAGCCCAUGAGCCACUGCAUUACUCAUGUUUCUCUGGAAGGAAGGUGGUGUUCGGAGCCUCAGCCUGCAGCGAGGGGAACAUGGUAGCAGAGUGAGAUGAUUAGCCGCAUUAAACUGAGAGAAGGGAUGAAAGAAAUAUAAGCCGUCGAAGCUGUUUUUUUUUUCAUAAGCUCUUGAAAAUGCCAUCAGUCCUAGGUGUUCGUCUGUUAUCUCUUUGCUUUGUGAUCAUCACUGUAGCUGAUAAAUCACUCGGGGAGAUGUACACCUCGAUGAUGAGCGUAAAGCAGGCGAUUUUAUCAGAAAGGCAGCUCAUUGGUUAUUUAAGAACGUACAUUGAUCAUGAAACUCAAAGACUCGAGGACAUUAAAAGGUUCUAUUCAAAGGUUUCUGCAUUUCACGAUGGGAUAUACAACGAACUAGCAACUGCCCUUGCUAACCCUCUAGUGGCGUUCACACUCAUCAAGAGACUGCAGUCUGAAUGGUCGAAUUUAGUCUACAGCUAUGAAGCCGAGGAAAACCUCCAAGCUCUGAGGGUUAGUUACAAGCAGUUGGAAAGCAGUUUGCCCAAACUAGAAGACCUCCAGGGAGCAGCACAGGGACUGAUGAGGCUCCAGGAUGUCUACGCCCUUCAAGUGGAGGGACUGGUGAGAGGUCAUUUCCAGAGGAUCUCUAAUGGCAACCCAGUUGACAUCUACAAACCACCAGUGUCCACCCCUCUCUCUGGUGAUGACUGCUUCCUUGUUGGAAAGGUGGCCUAUGAUGUGGAGGAUUACUACCACUCUGUGCAAUGGCUGGAAGAGGCAGUGCGGCUGUUCCGAGGCGUGAACUGGAGCCCGGAAAACGAGGGCACUCUGGAAGAUGCCCUAGAUCACUUAGCCUUCUCUCAUUUCAAGACAGGAAACAUCUCUUCCGCACUCAGUCUCUCUCUGGAAUUGCUGCGUCAUGAUCCCUCAAACAUAAGGGUCCUGCAGAAUGUGGAGAAGUAUGAGAGGCUGCUGGUUGCACGUCGUCCCAUUCUGAGAUCGGGGUCAGUAUUGAAGAGACCCAGUUCCACCUACCUCAGAACCAGGAACACCUAUGAAAGGCUUUGCCAGACCCAGGGAUCUCAGCCAAAGCUCUAUGAAAACCCCAGCCUGUUUUGCGACUAUUUCACCAAUGGUAGUCCUGGUCUGCUCCUGCAACCCAUGAAACGUGAGCUGGUCAGCCUGCAGCCUUAUGUGGUGCUGUUUCAUGAUUUCGUCACGGCAGCUGAGGCCCAGAACAUCAGGGACUGUGCAUUGCCAGGGCUAAGGAGAUCAGUUGUGGCAUCAGGAGUGAACCAGACCACUGUCGACUACCGCAUCAGCAAGAGUGCGUGGCUGAAGGACUCAGCACAUCCCACCAUUAGCAAGGUGGACCGACGCAUCACUUUGCUAACAGGCCUGAAUGUGCAGCUUCCCUACGGUGAACAUCUGCAAGUAGUGAACUACGGCAUUGGAGGACAUUACGAACCACAUUUUGAUCAUGCUACAUCUACAUCCAGCCCAUUGUACAGACUCAAUUCUGGAAAUCGAAUGGCCACGUUUAUGAUAUAUCUCAGCUCUGUAGAGGCUGGAGGAUCCACAGCCUUCAUCUACGCCAACUUCAGUGUCCCUGUAGUGGAGAAUAGUGCUCUCUUCUGGUGGAACCUUCAUAGAAAUGGCCAAGGCAAUGGAGACACUCUACAUGCAGGUUGUCCAGUCCUCAUUGGCGACAAAUGGGUGGCUAACAAAUGGGUGCACGAGUAUGGGCAGGAGUUUCAGCGCCGCUGCAGUCCUGACCCCAAGGAGUGAUGAGAGAUUCUGGGACCGCCAGGAGUACAAGAGCCGGCGUCCACAAUGGAGCAACGGAGGUCAAAAAGGAGGAGGGGGCCCAGCCAGGAGCUGGUCUACCCGCCUGACUGUGCGAGUGAUUUAAUGGCAGCAGCUCUGAGAAAAAGGGUGAGCUGCAUAGACACUGGUGAAGUGACUGUGAGUGUGCGUAUUUGGCAGUCAGCCACAAAACCAAGCUGGCCCCUUUGCUCGUGCUCUAGAGGCUGUGAGCACACAUCACUUUCUGUUAACUCCACAAGCCCAGGAUCACCUCCAGAACCAGUUUAUUUCCCCCAAAAAAAGCAGUGCAUGCAUCGCCUUUCCCAUGGAAGACAAAUGCACUGUGCAUAGCACUCCAGGACAUUGUUUGAUUGAAUGGGAAAAUGCACAUUUAUUUGCGUAUUGAGUGCAAUAUUCAUCCAUAAUUGGAAUAAUGUGUUCUUUGGCAUUUGGAAUAAUCAACA